This is a messenger RNA of Zychaea mexicana, 1626 nucleotides long. RefSeq lists its product as uncharacterized. Gene Ontology annotation, molecular function: DNA-binding transcription factor activity; DNA binding. The transcript is spliced from 2 exons. NCBI's taxonomy places the organism in Eukaryota, Fungi, Mucoromycota, Mucoromycetes, Mucorales, Lichtheimiaceae. Gene Ontology annotation, biological process: positive regulation of transcription by RNA polymerase II; meiotic cell cycle. Gene Ontology annotation, cellular component: nuclear chromosome. Bases 1 to 1626 code for a protein of 541 amino acids. The record is from RefSeq and is a predicted model, not a curated record.
AUGACACAGCCAGGCACGCCUCGACCCGACGCAGCGUCGUUGCCACCCACACCGCUCCAGGGCAACAAGUCGCCUAGCAGCAGCAACAGCAGCAGUGGAGGAAGCAAUGGUGGGGCCGCACGCCCCACGUUACCGGCGCGGCCAGCCAGUUUCACGAGCAUGACAACUUUCCCGUCUCAUCCAUACAAUCAAUUCGCCGGCCCAAUCAGAAAACGGAGAACAGAAUCCAUCUUUUCAUUUGAGAUGGGCCCGUCGUUCACGUCGACAAAGCAGCUUCAAGAACUGCUCAGUCUGGAUCAGUCGAAUGGAUACCAAAUACAACUUCAUGCAAAGAUGGACCGAGGCUUUUUUCGCGCGGACCAGGACUGGGCAUGCUAUCGGCGCAAUUAUUUCCAGGUCAGUGGCACCUUUGACGUCCACGGCAUCAACUACCUCUUGCAAGGCCCCGAAGUGCCUUGCCUGCUUCGUAAAUCCGAGCAGGAGCUCUACCAGGUCGAAUACUUCUCGAUUGGGGUUAGCGCAUGUGUCUCAAACAAUGCAGACAAGAAAAUCGAAUUAGUGCAACACACGCCGAAAAGAGACAAGGGGCCCCAAAUCAUCCCAAAACCACAGCCUGUGCGUGCUGGCGGCAACCUCCAUCUGGCCUCCGUCGGCUCCAGCCAUCACAUUGUCACCUUUGAGCGCAUGCAGUUCAAGACCGCCACCGCCAACAACGGCAAGCGACGCGCGGCCCAACAGUACUAUGAGAUCGUGAUUGAUCUGUACGCCAACACCAGCCAGGGCGAGGAGAUCCGUGUCGCUACGUGUCAUUCUGCCCCGCUCGUCGUUCGUGGUCGAAGCCCGGGCCAUUAUGCAGAUUCGCAUACGCGUUAUCGCCACAACAUGACUGCCCCACAAGAAGAUCCAGCAGCUGCCGCUGCCGCCGCCGCCGCCGCUGCUGCUGCUGCUGUAGGCAUGCCGCCUCCACCACCGCCUCCACCACCUCCUCCUGCACCUCCAGGUGUCAAUGCAGAACGAGGACUUCCACCGCCGCCGCGGUAUCUUAGCUUGCCCACAUCUCCUGUGAGUGAUCUGGGCCCUUACUCUCCUUACUAUGGCUAUCCUUCCGCUGUUGGGUAUCAGCAAACGCAACAUCCCAAUGAAAACCAGCAGCAGCAGCAGCAGCAACCUCCUCCUCCUCCUCCACCGCCGCAACCACAACACUAUGGACCGUCGUCAUCCUCAUCAGACUCAUAUUUCCAAGGCAAUCGUUUAGAUUCUGAGAACAAGACGUCAUCCACCGCAGAAAUGAUGACCCAAAGCCCUUAUUACUCUGAUUCAUACGGUUCGCGUCCUCCCGAGAACGACACAAAGUACUUUACCAUGCGACACGAUCAGCAACAACAACAACAACCUCCGCCGCCACAGCCGUCCUCGCCUUACCCUCCUUUUGCUACAGGCCAUCAUCAUCAUCAUCAUCAACCAUUACCGCCACCUCCACAGCAUCACCAUCAUCAACAACAACCACCGCCACCCUCAGCUCCUCAGGCACCUCCACAGCAGCAGCAGCAGCAACAUUACAAUGAUUAUCCUUACAGUUCCGCGCCCUCAUCCUCGGCACUCCAUGCUCAACACCAUCACCACUAA